UAUAAACCUUAUAGCAGUUAACACUUGACGACAUUUAAGCAUCUCAAAUGAUAAUCUUCAAUGCGCCCAGCAUGCUUUGAAUAAGGAUAUAAGAUAGGGAUAUCAUGGAGUAUAUGUUUUAGUAACAAGUUAGCUCUACAAUCAACACUAUUAUUAGAGCUUUGAAUGUAAUUAGAUAGUUAGAAGCUCAUAUGUGUACAUUAAGUUCAUGUGAAAUCCAUGCAGAUCAUGAAGAUAGAGAAGGAUCAUAUAUUCGAAAAUGUCAAUACGUAAAUGGGAGUAAUUGCUUAUGCAAGCUGUGAAAAUAUUGGCUUAGCAUCGGUUUUAGAGUGAGAAACACAAUAGUUAUAUCAAAGUAAUAUUAGAAACUCAUUAGUUUAAACGGUUGGACAUAGGA
This is a messenger RNA of Paramecium octaurelia, 397 nucleotides long. Lineage: Eukaryota; Ciliophora; Oligohymenophorea; Peniculida; Parameciidae. The record is from the annotation of a GenBank genome assembly.